Messenger RNA from Heterotrigona itama, 1063 nucleotides. The record is from the annotation of a GenBank genome assembly. NCBI's taxonomy places the organism in Eukaryota, Metazoa, Arthropoda, Insecta, Hymenoptera, Apidae.
UGAAGUAUAAUAAUAUUCUCUACUGUGUACAAUUGUGUAUAGUUUUUGUCAUAAAAUUAUUUUAUAUUUCACUAGUGACUUAUGACGCAAAUAAUAUUUCUCAAAGAUCAAAGUAUCGUAAAGUCAGAAAUAAAAAAAAUUCAAAUGAAUAGAGCUAUCAAAAAUUGUUCAAUUUUGAAAAUUAGAUUCUUCGCGUCUUUCUUCUGUGAAAAGCAUCACUCGCGUUGAAACAAGGUAGUAAUCAUCGACUGAAAUGGAACUUCAUUUGCGUUUAAGACAGAUCAUCGAUGGAAUCUUUUUAAUUUAUGACACUUAACAUUAGAAGAGAAAUUCCGAUUUUCUCGAGCCAUUUGUAUCAAAUACCACAGCGAUUAAUUAAAGUAUCGUUGCUAACUGCGAGGAGAACGUAUUAUCUCCGUUGGAAAUGGAAUCUCUCUCGCGGCCGGUGUGGUUCUUUUGUGCCUCUCGACUUAGACGAUUUCGAGAGACCGGUUUCCAUCCGCAGGUAUUCGCAAACCUGGCGGCGUAUCCCCCCUCUCGACGACGUGUUUUGGACGACCACUAACGACGUAGAUAAGAAUAAAGCGACGAGACAGAGAAAGAGAGGAAAUACCAAUAUGUUCGAAGAAGAAAGAACUGUAAUUUAUAUCGAACUGGUCGUAGGUGGUGCGUCUCAUUAAAGCAGAGGAAAUGAUCGUGGAUGAAUGAACGGCGUCGUGUAGGUGGAUGAGAUUGCUGGCGGACGACGACGGCCAGAACAAAAGUGAAAUGUUCCACUUGUGUGUGCCAGGUAUUUUACGUAACUGAAGUGCCUUGCAUUUUUUGCAUUAAAUAUCCCCGAGGCAAUCUUUUAAAACGAACCAGUUUGUACCAUGAUCACCGUUCAACAGGAAAGAAAACAACGAUGAAAAAGAAGAUUGCAAUAAGGUUGCAAGAAAUUGUUCAAGGCAAACGUGAACUGACAUCCGGUUUUGAAAGCAGAAAAAAAAGAUCUUACUUACAAGAAGUAGGAGGAAAAGAUAAUGAAAAAAAAGCUGAGAUCCGAUUUAGAAGGAAUAAUUAA